AUGCCCACACCUCGUCCUGAGUUCGAAAAUCCACCCGAUAUCUAUUAUAAUAGCGAUAAGGCCACCCGUUAUCAUGUUAGCAAUCGAAUUCAAACCAUCCAGCGCGCGAUGACGCUUCGGGCAUUGGAGCUGAUGGGAAUUCAAGCCGCGAUGUUGGGUACGCGGGAGAAGGGCCAUUCAUCCUCCUACGCGGCGUUGCUGCUUGAUGUGGGAUGCGGAACGGGAAUUAGCGGGGAGGUGCUCACCGAGCAAGGACAUGCCUGGUGUGGGGUGGAUAUUAGUCGUGAUAUGCUAAAGUUCGCGAAAAGGAACGAACUCGACAAUUAUGGGCUUUGGACCAACCCUCACGCCGGAAAUGGGCCGGAAUCGACAAUGGAGUGGAGCGGGAGCGCCACCCGUGUUGAUACCCGUAGUGUGAAAUGGGGCCUCCUCACCGACGACGACGACGACGACGAAAUGGAGGACGAGGGUGUGAACAAAGGGAAGGAAUUAUCACCCGCGCCGUGGAUGGUCGAGGUGAUUCAAAGCGAUAUUGGCCAGGGAAUUCCUUUUCGCCCCGGUAGCUUUGACGGGUGUGUGUCCAUUUCCGUAUUGCAGUGGCUAUGCUUUAGCACGAGAAAGGGUGAGGUCCCACAGCGGCGACUCAUGGCGUUCUUUCAAAGCCUCUACAACACCCUCCGACGUGGCGCAAAGGCGGUUUUUCAGUAUUACCCCAGCAAUUCCGAACAAACGCACAUGAUUACGAGGGUGGCUAUGAAGUGCGGCUUUGCCGGGGGCGUGGUGGUGGAUUACCCCCACUCUAGCAAGGCGAAGAAGUAUUAUCUUGUACUUCAAGCUGGGCAGGUCACCGGUGGCUUUGUCCCCCCCCCACCCCUCACGGCCGACGUUGAGGAUGAAAACUUCGACGACGAUAGCGAUGAGGAAAGUGAGGACUCUGAGGAUGAACUUGAGCCGCGUGAUCGUGUGCAGGUCGGAGGGCGUGAUAAUAGACGCGCUAAACGGGGGCGCCCCGCUUCAUCACGUGAUCGCAAACGCAGAAAAGAUAAUCGACCGGUGACCGGCUCACGGGAAUGGGUUCUGCUCAAGAAAGAGGAGAGACGUAAUCGUGGGCUGCAGGCUACCGCAGAUACGAAGUACACCAUGCGUCGGCGAAAGCCUCGUUUUUAG
Messenger RNA from Phytomonas sp. Hart1, 1167 nucleotides. The record is from the annotation of a GenBank genome assembly. Lineage: Eukaryota; Euglenozoa; Kinetoplastea; Trypanosomatida; Trypanosomatidae.